Messenger RNA from Ochotona princeps (American pika), 2137 nucleotides. RefSeq names its product NudC domain containing 1 (gene NUDCD1). The coding region runs from base 95 to 1846 and encodes 583 amino acids. The transcript is spliced from 10 exons. NCBI's taxonomy places the organism in Eukaryota, Metazoa, Chordata, Mammalia, Lagomorpha, Ochotonidae. The record is from RefSeq and is a predicted model, not a curated record.
GAACCACGCCGCGUCCCAGCUCCGGCGUGUGGAGGGAAACGCGGACCUUUCAACAAGAGCUUUAUUAGUUCUCCGGCUAGGACCCGGGGAGGCGAUGGAGGUGGCGGCCAACUGCUCGCUGCGGGUGAAGAGACCGCUGCUGGAUCCCCGCUUCGAGGGUUACAAGCUGUCUCUCGAGCCUCUGCCCUGUUACCAGCUGGAGCUAGACGCAGCUGUUGCAGAAGUAAAACUUCGUGAUGAUCAGUAUACCCUGGAGCACAUGCAUGCUUUCGGGAUGUUUAAUUACCUGCACUGUGACUCAUGGAAUCAAGACAGUGUCUACUACAUUGACACCCUUGGAAGAAUUAUGACUUUAACAGUGAUGUUGGACACAGCCUUAGGAAAACCCCGGGAAGUGUUUCGGCUUCCUACAGACUUGACAACGUAUGACGCUCGUCUUUGCGCGUCGCUGUACUUCACAUCUCCAACUUGGGUAACGUUGUCCGAUGGAACUGGGAGAUUGUAUGUCAUCGCAACAGGUGAACGUGGCAAUAAUGCUUCUGAAAAAUGGGAGAUUGUGUUUAAUGAAGAGCUUGGGAACCCUUUUAUCAUAAUUCACAGUAUCUCAUUGCAAAAAGUGGAAGAACAUUCAAUAGCUACCCUGCUUCUUCGAAUAGAGAAAGAGGACUUGGAUAUGAAAGGAAGUGGUUUCUAUGUUUGUUUGGAGUGGGUGACUAUCAGUAAGAAAAAUAAAGAUUCUCAAAAAUAUGAAAUUAUUAAGCGUGAUGUUCUCCAUGGAAAGUCAGUGCCACAUUAUGCAGCUAUUGAGCCCGAUGGAAAUGGCCUCAUGAUUGUCUCCUACAAAUCCUUCCAGUUCGUUCAGAGUGGGCAAAAUCUUGAUGAAAAUAUGCAUGAGGACAUGCCACAGGAAAUCAAAGAACCUCUCUAUCACUGGCAACAAACUGAAGAUGAUUUGACAGUGACAAUACAGCUUCCAGAAGGCAAUACGAAGGAUGACAUUCAAAUACAGUUUUUGCCUGAAAACAUCAGCAUUGUGCUGAGAGAUCAACUGUUUCUGGAAGGAAAGCUGUAUUCAUCAAUCGAUCAUGAAAGCAGUACAUGGAUAAUUAAGGAAAAUAAUAGCUUGGAGAUUUCUUUGAUUAAGAAGAAUGCAGGACUGACAUGGCCUGAGCUGGUGGUCGGUGAUGAACGAGGGGAACUGAUCAGAGACUCGGCCCAAUGUGCGGCAAUAGCUGAACGCUUGAUGCAUCUGACGUCGGAAGAACUGAAUCCAAAUCCUGAGAGAGAAAAACCACCUUGUAAUGCUCAAGAGUUGGAAGAAUGUGAUGUUUUCUUUGACGAGAGUUCCAGUUUAUGCAGAUUUGAUGGCAGUACAUUUAAAACUACUCAUGUGGUGAACCUCGGAAGCAACCAGUACCUUUUCUCUGUCAUCGUGGACCCUAAGGAAAUGCCCUGUUUUUGUUUACGCCAUGAUGUUGAUGCCCUCCUAUGGCAGCCACACUCAAGUCAACAAGAUGAAAUGUGGGAGCACAUUGCAACUUUCAAUGCUUUAGGCUAUGUCCAAGCAUCAAAGAGAGACAAGAAGUUUUUUGCCUGUGCUCCAGAUUACUCCUAUGCGGCCCUCUGUGAGUGCCUUCGCCGAGUGUUCAUCUACCGCCAGCCCACCCCCAUGGCCACCGUACUUUACAACAGAAAGGAAGGCAGGAAAGUAGGGCAGGUUGCUAAGCAGCAGGUAGCAAGCCUAGAAACCAAUGAGCCUAUUUUAGGUUUUCAGGCAACAAAUGAGAGAUUGUUUGUUCUCACUACCAAAAACCUCUUUUUAAUAAAAGUAAACACAGAGAAUUAAUUAGCCCAGCAGGUUGGCUUUGCUACACUGGCUGGAAUAGUAGUCAGUGGUAGCUAGAGGCUGCAUAAUUAUUGUGUAACUGUUAAGUUUUAAUAUGGUGAGUAAUACCUUGUAUAAAUUUAAGUUCUUUUUGAAAGAUACUGGUAAUGUAUUCAGGAUAGUACAAUUCAGUGAAAGCUUUGGAAUGAAGCUGCAGAUUUAGAAAAUAUUCUGUAAAUAUUAGUGAUUUUAGUUUAAAAAAAAACUAAAAUCAUCUUUUAUAUGAAAGAUACAAUUCAGUGUUUAAAAAUA